GUUUCAACAUUUAACUGAUUCUAAAACAGACAGACAGAGAGAGAGACAGAGAGAGACAAAGAGAGACAGACAGAGACAGACAGAGAGCAAGGCAGAGAGAGAGAGUGUGUCAUCAUGGAGAAGUUGAUCUUGCAGGGCUCAUGAUGACUUCCUGUCUGAUGUCCCUCCUCUUCCUCUUCCCUUUCGUGUCCUUCAUCAUGGCCAGCGCUCAACCUGCUGGCUGCAAAAUACGCAUCACUGAUAGAGGACUGGAGAUGUUGAAGAUUGAGACUCAGAAGUUUGUUGAAGAGGAGCUCAGUAACAUCAAUAUGCCAGAGAUGAAAGGCAAAGAAGGACGCUUCCAAUACACCAUUACUGAUGUGAAGAUUACUGAGCUGAAUCUCACUCAUGCCGACCUGCAGUUCAUCCCUGAAGUUGGGUUGUUGUUCGAUGUUCAGAACUCUUCCAUCACACUGAGUUUCCAUCGACGGAUCCUCUACUGGUUCUUUUACGAUACAGGAAACAUCAAUGCCUCAGCUGAAGGCGUGAACAUCAACACCGUUCUCAACCUGAUCAGAGAUGGUGAUGGUCGACUUAAGAUCAAUAACAUCACCUGUGACGCCAAAAUCGACAAAAUGAAAGCACAGUUCAGUGGAACGCUCGGGAGAGUUUAUGACUUCCUGGCUAGUUUUCUGACAUCGGGCAUGCGCUUCCUCCUCAACCAAAGGAUCUGUCCCGCUCUGAAUCAUGCUGCUCUGGUUCACGUGAACUCGAUGUUGGAGACAAUCCCUGUGAGGACGGAGGUUGAUCGAUAUAUUGGGAUCGAUUAUUCUCUUAUUGAUGAUCCAGUGGUGACAUCCAGGAGCCUCGACAUGAACUUCAGGGGGAUGUUCUUCGACCUGUCUCAUCAGAACGACACGCUGGUGAACUACGCCAUCGACCCAGUCAUCAGAGAGUACGACAGGAUGGUUUAUCUCGCGCUGUCCGAGUUUUUCUUCGACAGUGGAAUGUUCUCUUACUACACAGCAGGAAUCUUCCAGAUGGACAUUGUUAAUGAGAAGAUGCCCAAAGACCUGGAGAUGUUGUUGAGAACCACCUACUUUGGAGCCAUCAUGAUGUUGAACCCAGCUCUGGUGGAAGCUCCGCUCUCUCUGCAGCUCGCUGUCAACUCCCCUCCAAAAACCUCAAUAAAGACAUCUGGAGCAACAGUUGUCAUGACAGCCAUUGUCAAGGUGAUGCUGCUGCCUCCAGGUCAGCCUCCAGUGCAGCUCAGCAGCAUGACCAUGGAAACAAAGUUUAAUGCUAAAGUUUCUAUGAAGGGAAAACGUCUGGCUGUCCAUGCUGACCUCCGCAGAUUUAAAAUCUUCUCCAACCAAUCAGCGCUGGAAUCUCUAGCAUUAAUUCCUCUGCAGGCUCCCCUAAAGACGAUGUUGCAGAUGUCCGUGGUUCCUUUAAUCAACAACUGGACAAAGAGAGGAGUUCAGAUUCCUCUGGCUGAUGGGAUGGAUUUCAUUGAAGAGGUUGUUGAAUAUCACAAUGGUUUCAUCGUGAUUGGAGCAAAUCUUCACUUCAGCAAAGGACUGAGAGAAAUGAUAGCAGGCAACAUCGAGACAGAGCCAGAAACAAACACUGUCUAAAUAUAUAUAUAUAUAUACCCUGUACGUAAAUAUACAGCACACAACAUCGCCUAAAUAUACGCAACUUAAUUUUGUACAGUGUAAAGUCUUGUAUGAAUAGAGAAAUAUUAUAUGAGGCACUGUGUAAAUAAAUAUGUAUGAGUGUUACAUGUAGAGAGAGACAGCACUGUUUGAGAGACACAGCAUGUACUGACACUGUGUGAAUAAGUCUUCAUAUUUUGUUUUUCAGUCACAGAUAUAUUGACUGUAUGUUACAAGGUUAUGGUACAUAUAUAUAGUAUUGAGUGUGGCUGUCAGACUAUCCAGGACAGACUGUCAAUUUACAGUACAUAUGAAUCUGUAACAAUAAGUUUUCUAUACACAUUAAUGUGAUGUAUAUGAGACCUAUUGUAAAUUAACACUUAUAAUAACAUAAUCAUAUGUAUGUAGUAUUAUAUAUGUAGUUUUACGUUAACACUGAAUAUGUAAUUAACACUUACCAGAACGCUGACUCAUUAAACACUGAAUCAAAUAAACAUUACUUAUGUGAACGAUCA
Acanthopagrus latus (yellowfin seabream) is the source of this 2152-nucleotide messenger RNA. Its product is annotated as phospholipid transfer protein. NCBI's taxonomy places the organism in Eukaryota, Metazoa, Chordata, Actinopteri, Spariformes, Sparidae. The record is from RefSeq and is a predicted model, not a curated record. Bases 141 to 1616 code for a protein of 491 amino acids. Gene Ontology annotation, biological process: phospholipid transport; ceramide transport; high-density lipoprotein particle remodeling. The transcript has 15 exons. Gene Ontology annotation, molecular function: ceramide binding; phosphatidylethanolamine transfer activity; diacylglycerol binding.